CCCACUUUGCUGGAUUUGGAAAAGUAAUAACACACUGUGGCAGUGGAUGACUCACACCCUGUAUUAUACAUGAAGAGGGAAACUGCACUAAGAAUAGAACCAAAACAGGAGCUUCUCUUGCAGUCACACGUCCUUCCUGUCUGAGCCUGUCAGUGUCUGGAUCAUGGAUCCUCCUCACCACGACCCAGGAAACCACCUGAGCUCCACUUCACAUUCAGCUGGAAAUGAUCAAACAGCUGACAAUCCAGCACCUGACCAUGGAAACCCACCAGCGCCAGGCAGACAGCCACAGUACUCCGGUGCAUACACCAUGUUCCCACCAAAAGAAUCUUUGCGAAGGGAGAUCCAAAUGGUGGCUCGACAAGAAGAGGAGGCUCUUCAGAGGCUGAAGGAAACACGCCAAGUCCCCUCUGUGCACCUGAAUCCAGAGAGGCUGGGUGGCGAAGUGACAUUGGCUGAAGCCCGAGCGAAGCAGUCCUUGGACCAGCGUUGCUCCAGACUGCAGAAGAAGCUAAAAAAGGAAGAUCUGGACAAGAGAAGGAGACAAGAGGAGGAGGAGAAGCUACAACAGUGGAAAGCCGCACAGAGGGAGAAGGCAGAGCAACUGGAGGAGAAGAACCGACAGGCAGAGCAGAGGAGGAGGGAGCAGCUGAAGUUCGAUCACUUCAGGACAAAUGAGGGUUUUCUGCAGAGGACUGAGAGGAGAGCCCCAGGCCCAGUGGCUUCCAGCAGUGCCACGCACACGUCAUCCAGGAGUGAGGCUGUGGAGAGUAAACAGGAGAGAAGUGUGAGAGAUGUUGAGCUGGAGCGCCAGAGGGUGAACUCAGCCUUUCUGGACAAACUCGAGGGUCGAGGCAGAGGAAUGGAGACAGAGGCAUUGAGGGAAGCUGUUUGGGAAGCAGAGGGUCCCUGUGUCCCUGCUAAAGGUUUUAGACAGCAGCCAUCUACAACAACUGGACAACAUCUCGCCCUCGCUCACCUGAAACUAGAUCCAGAUCACAGCUGGACAGAGGAAGCCGACUUAAAGCCUGACUGUGACUGGGCCCUGAUGAGGCUGAUGAGCAGCUUUCCAGACUACAACAAAGUCUUUCUAGAAGACAUCCUUAACCAGUGCAAUGGCGAUUUUGAGCAGGCCUACACACUGCUCUGCUGCAGCUAAAUUUGAUCUAUGUUUAAUGGUGGACUGGUGUUUGACAGUUUAGGAGUCUGGCCAAAAGAAAUUGUAUAAUUGCUGUUCAGGUGUUAAAGAAUAGUUACAUGCUGUUGUUAGGUAUUUUUAGUCAGAUAGAAAUUGGAUAGAUACUUUAUGUAUUAGAAAUGUUUAGUGGAGAUAGGA
Molecule: messenger RNA, 1336 nt
Organism: Monopterus albus (swamp eel)
Lineage: Eukaryota; Metazoa; Chordata; Actinopteri; Synbranchiformes; Synbranchidae
Gene: epsti1
Product: epithelial stromal interaction 1
Exons: 11
Coding region: 164-1159 (331 amino acids)
Molecular function (GO): ubiquitin binding
Source: RefSeq, a predicted model, not a curated record